AUGGCGUUUGAUGGUACUUGGAAGGUAGACCGGAGUGAGAACUAUGACAAGUUUAUGGAAAAAAUGGGUAUUAAUAUAAUGAAAAGGAGGCUUGCAGCUCGUGACAAUUUGGAGCUGACAAUUACACAAGAAGGAAAUAAAUUCACGGUCAAAGAAUCGAGCACUUUUCGAACCAUUGAAACUGUUUUUGAGCUUGGUGUCACUUUUAAUUACAGGCUAGCGGACGGAACUGAACUCAGCGGGUCUUGGAGCCCAAAAGGAAAUAAACUUGUUGGAAAAUUCAAACAGGUAGACAACGGAAACAAACUGACUGCUGUCCAAGAAAUUACAGAUGGUGAAAUGGUCCUGACUUACGCAUAUGAAGGAGUAGAAGCCAAGAGGAUCUUUAAAAAGGAGUGAGCACUGUUGUUGGAGCACAGCCCAGAACACAAAGCGAUGGAAAAUCUAUAUUGUACCAGAACUGUU
Diceros bicornis minor is the source of this 465-nucleotide messenger RNA. RefSeq names its product fatty acid binding protein 2 (gene FABP2). The record is from RefSeq and is a predicted model, not a curated record. The transcript is spliced from 4 exons. Gene Ontology annotation, biological process: fatty acid transport. Gene Ontology annotation, cellular component: cytosol; nucleus. Bases 1 to 399 code for a protein of 132 amino acids. Gene Ontology annotation, molecular function: fatty acid binding. NCBI's taxonomy places the organism in Eukaryota, Metazoa, Chordata, Mammalia, Perissodactyla, Rhinocerotidae.